Messenger RNA from Camarhynchus parvulus, 4088 nucleotides. RefSeq names its product WD repeat domain 6 (gene WDR6). The transcript is spliced from 7 exons. Gene Ontology annotation, biological process: tRNA methylation. The record is from RefSeq and is a predicted model, not a curated record. Gene Ontology annotation, molecular function: protein binding. The coding region runs from base 1 to 3270 and encodes 1089 amino acids. NCBI's taxonomy places the organism in Eukaryota, Metazoa, Chordata, Aves, Passeriformes, Thraupidae. Gene Ontology annotation, cellular component: cytoplasm.
AUGGGGGGCGGUGGCGGGGUUGGUGCGGCCAAGAUGGAGUCGGUGGCUCUGGUGGCACCGGUGACAGCGCUGGAGUUCGCGGGGGAUGUGCUGCUGGCGGGUACAGGCCCGGAGGUGGUGGCGUUUCGGCUGAGCGGCGGCGGGCCGGCGGCGGCGGCGGGCCGGCGGAGCGUGCUGCGUGAGGCCAGCGUGCAGGGGCUGCGGGCCGAGCCGGGGCCCGGGCCGGCGGCGCGAGUAGCGGUGUUCGGCGGGCGCUGGCUGGCGGUGCUGGCGGUGCAGCGCGGCGGAGCGGGCGCUGGGCCGCUGCUGGCGGCGUGCGGCGGCGGGGCCGCGCGCGAGCUCCGGGCGCGGGUGUGGGAGGCGCGGUGGGCGGCGGGCGGGCGGCUGGCGCUGGCGCUGGGCGGCGGGACCGUGGCGCUCUACGAGUGGUGGGGCGGCGGGCGCUGGCUGCGGCAGGCGAGCUGUGCCGGGGCCGGGGCACUGCGCUGCGCCGUGCUGGCGGGGGUGAGCUGGGGGCGGCUGGCGCUGGCGGCCGGCACGGCCACGGGGAACGUGGUGGUGUGGCGGGCGGCGGCGGCCACGGCCCCACACCGUCAGCUGUGCGGGCACCGGGGAGCGGUGCUGGCGCUCUGCUACGCGGCGUCGCGGGGACUGCUCGCCUCCGCGUCCGAAGACCGCAGCGUGCGGCUGUGGGCCGUGGGCGAGUUGGGCGGCGGGGACGGGGCCGGCACCUGCCUGCUGGUGUGCUACGGGCAUGGGGCGCGAGUGGCCGCCGUGGUGCUGCGGGGGCCGCUCCCGGUCAGCGCCGGCGAGGACGGCGCCUGCCUGGAGUGGGGCGGCGGCGGCACCGUGCGGCGGGCGCGGCGCGGGCACCGCGGGGCCCUGCGCGCCCUUCCGCGGCGAGAGGCCGCGGAGGCGGUCCCCGCGGUUGCGGCCCUGGGGGCCCGGGAGCGGCCGCGGGCCGUGCUGCUAGUGGGGCCGCGGCGGGUGCUGGUGCUGGACGAGGCGGGCGGGCUGGCGGCAUUCGAAGUGGCUCAGGGUUGCUGGACGCCGGUGCUGCACCCCGCCGCCAGCGGGCCUCGCGCUGUGCUGGCGGCCGCCCCGCUGCACGGAACGGACGAGACUCUCUGCGCCGUGGCCGGCGGCGACGGGCGCCUCCUCCUUUUCGCCUUGAGCCACCCCGGGGCCACCACGAAGCUCACGCUGUUCGAGGGGGCCGUGCACGGGCUGAGCUGGGCUCCCCGUCCCGGGCUGCCCCCCGACACCGCUGCUGCUCUUCUGGCCUCUGGUCCCGACGGGGAGAUGCUCUGGCUGGACGUCACCCACCGCCCCGGGCAGGCUCCCUGGGUGCGGCUCAUGGGACGGUACCUGCUGCCCCCCUGCAAGCAGCGCUGGCAUACCUGUGCCACCUUCUUGCCCCAGGAAGGGCUCCUGGUCUGUGGGGACCGCCGGGGCUCCCUCCUCCUCUUCCCUUGCAGCAGUUCCUCGGGAUGGGCUGCAGAAAGCACCAGCAUUGUAAAUGGUGGCACUGACCCCGUUGUCGAGGACUCCAGCAAUGAGCUGGAGCCCUCUUGCUUAUUGCACAAAGGUGCUCUGCCUCUUGAGUCCCCACUGUCAGUGCUCUUUGGACUCCACGGGAAGACAGGAGUUACCUCGGUGACCAUCCACAGGGGCUACAUUUACAGCACGGGCCGGGAUGGUGUCUACCGCCAGCUCCGCCUGCGGGACCAGCAGCUGGAGGUCCUGCAGAAGCACAGGCCCUGCAAAGGGCUGCAGUGGAUUGAGGAGCUGCACUUCACCUCGGAUGGGGACCUGCUUGUGCUGGGCUUUCACGCUGACAACUUCGUGGUGUGGAGCAACAGGACCAGUGAGAACAUCCACUGCAUCCCCUGCGGGGGUGGGCACCGCUCCUGGAGCUACUUCAGCAGCCCCUUGGGCGAGGUGUUUGCCUUUAUCAAGUCUGGGGAUGUGAUGCUGUACCACCGUGAGGCCGAGCCCUGCGAGCAGCAAGUGCUGCUGGAAUCCCUGCACGGGCGGGAGAUCACCUGCGUGCGGCGCCUGGGGGCCAUGCAGGUGCCCGGCCGUGCCACCGUUAACGUGUUUGUCACUGGCAGUGAGGACACCACCACUUGUGUCCUGGUGCUCAGUCAGAACUCUCGGGCAGCUGUGCCCCUUGCCCGCCUCAGUGACCACAUUUCCAGUGUGAGGACAUUGGCAUUCGCCAUGGGACCUGGAGAUGAGGGCUUUGGUGAUGAGGGCUUGUCUGCCCUGCUCUUCUCUGCAGGCGGCCGCGCACAGAUCGAGUGCUACCGGCUGCUGUGCACUGGGGACACGGCGGCUCAGAGUGCUGUGGCCUGCCAGGUCAUGCACGUGGCCUCCCACCGGCUGGACAAGCACUGGGAGCAGAAGAAGAACAGGCACAAGCUUGUCAAGAUGGACCCAGAGACGAGGUACAUGUCCCUGUCAGUUGUGUCUGGGACGAGCACCAAGCAGCUGCCAACACCCUGGAAAUUCCUGGCUGCUGCCUGCAGCGACGGAUCAGUUCGGAUCUUUGGGCUGCUGGAGGCUGCUCGUAAGUUGGUGCUGGUGGCAGAGUCAUUUCACCACCAGCGCUGUGUGCUGAAGGUGGAAGCAUUCCUGCACACAUGGGCAGGAGGAGAGAGGAGGCACCUCCUGUGCAGCGGAGCCACUGAUGGCAGCAUUGCCUUUUGGGACAUCACCGGCCCCAUCAAGGAUGCAGCAGAUGCCCUGCACCAAGCAGAGGGAGAGAUGCAGCCCUUGGCCCUGGAGGCCCCGCUGGUCACGGUCAUGGCGCACAGCUGCGGCGUCAACAGCCUUCACAUCCGCCAGACGCCUGAGGGACCGUACCUGGUGGCCAGCGGCAGUGACGAUGGCUCCAUCCAUGUCUGCCUGCUGGAGGUAGCCCUGGGCAGGGCUGAGGCCACGGCAGGAACCUGCCUGCAGGUCCUGGAGCGGGUAUGCAGGCCCUGUGCCCACGCUGCCCAUGUGACGGGGAUCCGGGUGCUGCGGCCAGACCUGCUGCUCUCUGCCUCAGUGGACCAGCGCCUGACGCUGUGGAACCGCUGCCCAGGCGAGCUGGUGCCCCUCAGCACCACCUUCUUCCACGUGCCUGACCUAGCUGAGCUCGACUGCUGGGAGGUGGAGGCUGGGGGUGAGCUGCGCUACUACUGCGUGCUCUGUGGGCAGGGCCUGGAGAUGCUGUGUGGCACAGCCCCCUCCAAACCUCCUCCACAAGAGGCUCCUCAGUAAUGGGGCAGGUGUGAGACACACCCAGGUCCCUGCCUGCAUUCGGAGGGCACCCUGCACUUGGGCUUUGCCCGUCACUGUGGUCCCUGCCUCCAGCCUGCACACCUGUGUGUCUUGUCCUGAGGGGACAGGCAUACUUGGCUCCCUCAGGCACAUGCCAUGGUUGUGGUGCUCGAGGCCAGUGGUCUCUGGGAGGAAGGCAGAUGUGAUCCCUCCAGACAAGCCUAGGGCUUCCCCAUGCAGUAAGGAAGUGGGGAUGUUAGUCCCUGCUGCUCAAGAGCAGCUCUUCCUCUGCAAGGUGUGAAGGACCCAUGACAGCUUUCCAGUCUUGGUCUCAGAGAGGAACCUUGCUUGGGAGGGCACUGAGGAUAUGGCCCAGCCCCGGGAGCUGGAGAGCAGCAGGAAGCCAGGAAGGGUCAGGGACUGGUGUAACACAUGGUGGGCUGCAGCCUUGUGUGUCCACAGACAGAGCCCUGUGUGACAGUCCUGACCCUGCAGAGCUGAGGAUGGUGCUGAAGUGCACAGGGACACAGCUCCACAGCAGCACCCUUGUGGCAUGGGGGUGGCUGGGCUGCCCACAAAUACCACCCCCCUCAGACCAAGUGGGUUUUUCCUGGAUAGCAGCAGGAUCCAGGACAGUCAGACCAAAGAAAGGAAGGAAAGACAAACAACCCUGAGGUCAGACACAUAGAGGGGUUGUCCAGCAACAAGUGUAUUGGACCCCAAUGCUGGGCCUGGCUCAGAGCCCAACAGGAGCCUGGAGCCUCAGGAGCUCCCUGCCAGCACGGAGCACCUUUCAAUAAAGUUUUGAGGGAAAUGAA